GCAGGUCAAAGUACAAAUGGUGUCAGAUGUAUCAGAUGGCAACCGAAAUCUAGUUUAUGGAGCAAAUGCUGGCAGUUUAAAGCCUGAAACGCGUCUUGGGAAAGUCUUGAGCAGGCGGUGUGAAACCUAGAAAGGCGUCCAGUUACCCCUAAAAAUAGCAAAUCCUGAAACUGUGGCUAGCAGUUUGCUUUCACACAGAGGGGGGCUCAGAGCUCAAGUCCGCCAGGUGAUGAGCGCAAAGGGGUUUCAUACGCGAUUCUGUGAACACCGGACUGACGAAGACGACAGCAGUUCAAAGCUAUAAUGGUGUUCACGCUGACGACGUGAGGAAAACGUUUUGUAGCAGACAGUCUCCUUCAGCGACCGCCGUUAGCAGUCUGAGCAGAAGAGAACCUCCGGCUUCUGUCUUUGCUGUGUGAACAGAGCAUCCAGGGGACUUCACAGCAGAGCCCUUAUCUCAUCACCCGGUACCUCUGUUUUGGAUUUGGCACGGACCUCGUAGGAGAAAUCAGUGGGCACGCGACGGGGGGGAUUUCGAUUCCAGCCUAAAUCGGGAAUUACGCGUCCAAACUGGGAUCUAUGAGCGGGAAAGUGGCGAAGCCUAAAGAAGAAAAGGAUGCUUCCAAGGUCCAGGAUGACGCUGCCCCAGGUACCCAGGAGUACAUUAUGUUGCGGCAGGAUUCCAUCCAUUCAGCGGAUAUAAGGAGUAAAGGCUCCCCCUUUCGUGCUAAGUGUCACGAAAUCUUCUGCUGCCCGCUGAAGCAAGCCGUCCUCAAAGAGAGCUCAGAGCCCGAAGAGCCCCAGCUGAAGGGGAUCGUGACGAAGCUGUACAGUCGGCAGGGCUUCCAUUUGCAGCUCCAAGCAGAUGGAACCAUUGACGGAACGAAAGAGGAGGACAGUGGUUUCACCAUGUUCAACCUCAUCCCUGUGGGUCUGCGAGUGGUAGCCAUUCAGGGCGUCCAGACCAAACUCUACCUGGCCAUGAACAGUGAGGGCUACCUGUACACAUCAGAACAUUUCACACCAGAGUGCAAGUUUAAGGAGUCGGUGUUUGAGAACUACUACGUGACGUACUCCUCCAUGAUCUACAGACAGCAGCAGUCGGGCAGGGGCUGGUACCUGGGCCUGAACAAGGAGGGAGAGAUUAUGAAGGGAAACCACGUGAAGAAGAACAAGCCUGCUGCACACUUCCUACCCAAGCCUUUGAAAGUGACCAUGUACCGGGAGCCCUCUCUACAUGACCUGACUGAGUUUUCGCGCUCCGGCAGCGGUACGCCCACCAAGAGCCGGAGUGCCUCAGCCGUCCUCAACGGAGGCAAAGCUGUGAGUCAGAACGAGUCCACGUAGCCCAGCUCGCCCGGCCCGGCCCGCUUUACCCUACGCCUUCACCAAAACCUCCGGACGCUCGUGACUUCACGCAGACUUCUCUCCAAAAAAAAAAGAAAACAAAAAUAAACAUAAAAAAAUAAGAAAAGGAAAAAAAACUCUCAGUGGUUCAGGACAAAGACAACCAACAUUACAUAGCAACAUCAGACCUUUUCUGAAUCUAGAGUACCGCUCUGUUUUGAGUUGGAUCGCUGUAGGUUUUAGACUUUUACUUUUACACCACGGUAAGGUGAAAUGAAAACUGUAGCCUUUGAUAUGACUGGGCAUUCAGCAUAGUCCCUCUCAGGUUGGUAUUAGCACGCCACACCGAGUUGGGUUUCUUUUGAUUUCAUUAAGGAUCACGGGCCGACACUAGGUCCCCAUGCAUUUGUUAGGAGAUGAGAGCAGUGAGUGAAGGUUUAGCUGCUUGGGUGCGAGGAUAAAGAGGCACCCCUGUCCUCCAUGCUUCCCCAGUGUGAAGCCCCCCCGUUGCGAGGGGCAGGCGCUAGCCGCUAGCUCUCCUGCAUUUUAGUGCACUUGCUCAGAGGGGUUAACCCUCUCCAGCAUGGAAAUAUUAAAGCCUGCAUUGUGCCCACUUCAAGGGAAGGCACGGCCUCGCGAAUUUAGCAUCAAGAGGUAUGCAGCGUGACCCUGCUUUGCUAAUUGUUUGAAUUAGCCCUGAGCAUUUAUUACUUUUUGGCCCUUUGUUUCCCUCGCCACGCUGCAAAAAAUUACAAGCAAUUAAAAUCAUCUUAAAUGUAGUCAAUAUAGCUAAAGUGUCUUAUUAUAAGGUUGUUGUAAGAACAUUGAGAUUAUUUAACUUAUUUCUAAACAUUUAGUCAUUUAUCUAGCAAAAUUAAGAUAAUUCAACCUUCUUCAACCGUUAUCUAUCAGGGUUGGGUUUCCUGUAAGCAUCUUAGUAUGAAGAUUAUCCUUAAAUGGUAGAAUGAGAUUCACACCGAAUACUCUCUCCUGGUUAAGUUGAUCAUAACACUAAGAUGCUUUUGGGAAACUGGGCUCAGGGCGGGAUUUAGGGUUAAUUUUACAAGAUAAACUUACAUAAAACAAGUAAAAGUAUCUAAGAAAUAGGUUUGAUAAUCUUAUAAUACUUGCACUACAAUCUCUUAAUGAGAAAUAUUGCAUAUAUUGACUAGAUAUAAGAUUUUUUUACUCGACAAGAUGUCAUUUUUUGUAGUGCACCCCACCCCAACAUUCAGUGUUUUUUUGAGGCUUAAUCAGUGAAUGGAGAUUCCAGCACACCAAAGACAAAAGUGUAAGAGAGUCCCUUUAAACGGUCGAUCCACGCCAGUAUACAUAGGCAUGCCAGGGAGUGAUGAACUGUAAUGCUUGUUGUGUAGGCCUACUUGUUUGCAGAGAAAGAGGUUGGAGGUGGGCUGCUGGCUGUGCGGAGGAGAGGGCUCAGUAUUUUGGAGAUGUGCUUUUGCUGAUGUGCGUGGUACGAGAGGACUGUUACGUGUUUCCCUUCUUGUCUCCUUUGGGUCACAUUGUCUCUGUCUAAGCCCCUAUAGCCUGUCUGAGUGCUCGUCUUCUGCCUCACCCGCUCAUGACUAUUCUGUCCUUCAGCUGAAGCUGGUCACUGUUACCAGGUGACCACCAGGACAAGGCGGGACCCCAACCCCUCCCCAACCCUGGACUCCAUUUCGUGUAUGAGUAACUUAUUGUGACGAUUUUCUAUAAAAAAAUAAAUAAAUAUGAAAAAAAAAAUACUGUGGAAUUUUAGGUGGCUUAACAUUUUAUAGGAUAUGUCUUAUUUGUAAAAGUGAAAAAAAAAUCUUGAAAAUGGAGAAAAAAAAAACAAAAAAAAUAACCUCUCUUGUACAGAGCAUGUACAAAAUCAAGUUGUGUACAACGAGGACCCUUUUUUGUGGGCUACUGUAUGUACUCUUUCCCUCUGGAAAUAUAAUUUCUUCAUAAUUGCUACAGGGGGGGCUUUUCUCUUGGCUGUUUCCUUCUGGGCUUUUCUUUUUUUUUUUUUUUUUUUAUUUUUUGUUUUGAUCUCAACAUAUCUGUUGCAUGGGAGACAGCAGGAACUGGAGGAAUAGAGCUGCAUGAUGUAGGCUAUGUGUAUUAACCCCAUGUUGGAUCAUGUGUUCCAAACUACCAGGAAUAAACCGGAAAACAACACGUACUGAUGGGCGCUCUGCCUGGUACCUUCCAGUUGUUUCUUAUUUGUUGUAUACACAAAAUGCACUGAAUAAAAUGUUUAUAUUAAGCUAUACUUUUAAAA
This is a messenger RNA of Colossoma macropomum (tambaqui), 3613 nucleotides long. It is a transcript of the gene fgf13a, whose product is annotated as fibroblast growth factor 13a. The transcript has 7 exons. Gene Ontology annotation, cellular component: cytoplasm. Gene Ontology annotation, biological process: cell differentiation; positive regulation of protein phosphorylation; positive regulation of gene expression. The coding region runs from base 580 to 1347 and encodes 255 amino acids. Gene Ontology annotation, molecular function: growth factor activity; fibroblast growth factor receptor binding. The record is from RefSeq and is a predicted model, not a curated record. NCBI's taxonomy places the organism in Eukaryota, Metazoa, Chordata, Actinopteri, Characiformes, Serrasalmidae.